CCCCUCGUUGACCAAAAACUUGCAUGAAUUCGAUUUGAGUGAAGGCUAGCUAGCUUGUUAUCCUACAUCGACUCAUAGCAAGUCCACAAUCGUGAAGUGUACAUUUGAAGAGAAUAGGUUUAAUCUUGGUGUACAGCGAUGUCUAAAAGCGAGACCGAGGAGAUGAUAGAGAUCGAGAUCGAUGGACAGGAGAAACAGGAGUGUCUGGAGGAGGGGGUUGAUGAGCAGACCAUCACAUCAGCCGAUCUGAUCCAACAGGACAUCGACAUCAAUGAGCCAAUCGGUAACCUGAAGAAGCUCCUGGAGCCCCGUAUCCAGAUGCCAUUGGACGGAUAUGAGAUCUGUCUACAGGACAUCCAGCUACAUCCAGACCACAGCCUCUUUGAUCAGGGAGUGAAGACCGAUGGCACAGUGCAACUCAGCCUACAGAUCAUCACCAAGCCAGGCGAGGAGAAGCUGAACAUCCUGGAGAUUGUGAAGCCGGUGGAGACGGUGGAGGUGGUGAUCGACCCAGAUGCAGCGGGGGAAGAGGGUACCCUGAUGGAGGAGGAGGGCCAGCUGAUCUCAGUGGAGCGCUCUUCCCUGUCAGACGACACAUCGGAGCAGGUGACCCGCUGGGCCGCCGCACUGGAGGGCUACCGCAAGGAGCAGGUCCGCCUGGGGAUACCCUACGACCCAGUACAAUGGACGGCAGACCAGGUGAUCCACUGGGCAGUGUGGGUGAUGAAGGAGUUCAGCAUUGACGAGAUGGAGGUGGGUGGGAUUCACAUCCUGGGUUGCGACCUCUGCACUUUCACCCAGGACGAGUUCCUGCAGAGGGUCCCCAGUGGAGAGAUCCUCUGGAGCCACCUGGAGCUGCUUCGCAAGUAUGUGUUGGCCAGUCAGGACCAGUCUGGCCAGGAGGCCACAGUCACCAUCGACCAACAGGUCCAGAUCAUCCCGGCCGCUGUGCCGACCUCGCACACCACCAUUAAGGUGCUGAAGCAGAGCCGCGGCCCCAAAACACCCCGCAUCUCCGGAGGAGAGGAACGCAGCUCACCUGGCAACCGCACAGGUAACAAUGGUCAGAUCCAACUAUGGCAGUUCCUGUUGGAGCUGUUGACUGAUAAGGAUGCUAGAGACUGUAUAUCCUGGGUGGGAGAGGAGGGAGAGUUCAAACUCAACCAGCCUGAACUGGUGGCCCAGAAAUGGGGCCACCGCAAGAACAAGCCGACCAUGAACUACGAGAAACUCAGCCGAGCACUCAGGUAUUACUAUGAUGGGGACAUGAUCAGCAAGGUGCAGGGCAAGCGCUUUGUCUACAAGUUUGUGUGUGACCUGAGGACUCUGAUUGGCUACAGCGCUGCUGAGCUCAACAACCUGGUGACUGAGUGUGAGCAGAAGAAGCUGGCCCGCAUUCAGUUGCACGGAAUUGGCCAGCCCAUCACCACUGUGUACGCCUCCGCACAGGACAGCUGAGGGGGAGGAGCCUGGGGCUCUUUGAUAAGGGUAGAAGUUGCCCAUAGGCACAGAUCUAGGAUCAGACUACUAUGACCAGCCCUAAGCUUAACCAUUAGAAGGUGGAAAUAAUAAACUGACCGUAACUGUCUAUGGGCAACUUCAUCCUACUCCUUUGGGUUUGAUUGGAGACGGGGCUGAGGCAGGAUGGGGAGGUUGUUUUCUUAUUUUAUUUUAACCAGGGCGGGAGAGUGUCUGUGGAUAUUGUGUGUGUGUUUGAGUGAAGGAGUGUCUGGAUAUUGUGUGUGUGCCUCAGUGUGUGUGCAUGAGCGUUUGAGUGAAGGAGUGUCUGUGCUUGAAAUAUGAGCGUUGCAUUUUUUUUGUUCCUUUAUCUGUAGCUUAGUAUCCUUUCCAUUGUAUAUACCGGUUCUCCAUGUUUUUGAUAGCCACAAGGACAGUGUAUUUUCAUAUUUUCCAUUUAUAAAUGAUCUGUUUUGUAUUUUAUUUUGAGUGUCUUUUUCCCUGAUGAGCUGGACAUUUUCUGUCCUCCAGGGGGAUUAAAAUUUCAAGUUUUUUCCUAAGGACUCAGUGUAACAUUGCUACAAUGUAAUGUGUAUACACAAACACACUCUUUUGCGCCAUGAUAACGUUUUCAAAUGUUUUAUAGUUCCUCCUAUAUAAAACACUUGUCAUUCACACAGUACUCAAGCUCUGUCAUGAAUAGAACAGAGAUCUGUAUGUACAUAAAAAAAAAAAAUAUUGAUGGGAUGUGUGUAGAAAGCUUUGUAAAGGUACAAUGAAAGUCAGAAUUAACAAAUGAAA
Molecule: messenger RNA, 2259 nt
Organism: Oncorhynchus kisutch (coho salmon)
Lineage: Eukaryota; Metazoa; Chordata; Actinopteri; Salmoniformes; Salmonidae
Product: GA-binding protein alpha chain-like
Exons: 10
Coding region: 139-1458 (439 amino acids)
Biological process (GO): cell differentiation; regulation of transcription by RNA polymerase II
Cellular component (GO): nucleus
Molecular function (GO): sequence-specific DNA binding; DNA-binding transcription factor activity, RNA polymerase II-specific
Source: RefSeq, a predicted model, not a curated record